Messenger RNA from Camelina sativa (false flax), 1926 nucleotides. The record is from RefSeq and is a predicted model, not a curated record. Lineage: Eukaryota; Viridiplantae; Streptophyta; Magnoliopsida; Brassicales; Brassicaceae.
AUGGCGCGGACCCGUGGAGGAGGAACGCGGCUUCCGAAUCGACGGUCGCCUCGACUGAAGAAGGCGACAACAAACAAAGAAGCUGAAAGUAGCAGACCUGAACCCGAGACGGUGGAGAUCCAAUCGGAUACUGAGGAAGAUCAAAUCCCAACAGAGACUGAGGCUGACGAUGAUGAAGAAUUUGACGACGAAGGUGAUGCUCCCCAAGUUGAAGAUCCCGAAGAGAUAUUGAGCUUGGGAAAAACAUUCACUGGCCCAAAAGAGUUCAAGAUAGGUGUGUUAAGGUACUCUCUCAAGACUAGAUAUGAUGUUAAGCUUUAUAGAUCUCAGAGUUUGAAGAUAGGUGCUAAGUGUUCUGCGACUGAUGUAAAGUGUCCAUGGAAAUGUUAUGCUUCUUAUGAUAAGAAGAAGCAUAAGAUGCAAGUAAAGAUCUACGAUGAUGAGCAUGCAUGUGUGAGGUCCAGAUUCUCCAAGAUGUUGAAGACUACGACAAUUGCUUGGUUGUAUAGAGAAAGACUGAGAAAAGAUCCUAAAAUUAGUAAACAACAUAUGGUUGCAGAGAUCAAGAGAGAGUACAACUUUGAAGUCACUGGAGAUCAAUGUUCAAAAGUGAAGAAAAGAAUUAUGAAAGAAAGAAAAGUCACUCAUGAAGAACACUUUGCACGUAUAUGGGAUUAUCAAGCUGAGAUCUUUCGAUCCAAUCCAGGGACAACAUUUGAGAUCGAGACUAUUCUUGGUCCAGCCAUUGGCAGCUUACAAAGGUUUUAUCGACUAUUUAUUUGCUUUAAUUCACAGAGAGAUUCUUGGAAGAAUACAUGUAUGCCUAUCAUAGGUAUAGAUGGUACCUUUCUGAAAUGGGAUGUAAAGGGUCAGCUUUUAGUUGCUGUUGGGAGAGAUGGUGAUAAUAAAAUAGUUCCUAUUGCGUGGGCUGUAGUUGAGAUUGAGAAUGAUGAUAAUUGGGACUGGUUUCUUAGGCAGCUCUCUACAAAGCUGGAUCUUCAAGAUGGCAAAAACAUAGCAAUCAUAUCAGACAAACAAUCGGGAUUAGUUAAAGCAAUUCACGAAAUCAUUCCACAAGCUGAGUAUAGGCAAUGUGCUAGGCACAUCAUGGACAAUUGGAAGAGAAAUAGUCAUGACAUGGAGCUACAACGACUAUUCUGGAAAAUUGCUAGAAGUUACACAGUAGGGGAAUUUGGUGGUCAUGUGGAAGCAUUGAGGAGUUACAAUCCAAGUGCUUAUGAUUCGCUACUGAAAACUAAUCCGAGAACAGGGUCUAGAGCAUUUUUCAGGAUUGGAAGCUGCUGCAAUGACAACUUAAACAACCUCUCCGAUUCUUUCAAUAGAACCAUCCGCCAGGCCAGACGGAAACCUUUGCUAGACAUGUUAGAAGAUAUUAGAAGACAAUGUAUGGUGCGUAAUGAGAAGAGGUAUGUCAUUGCUGGUAGGUUGAAGACUAGAUUCACAAAGAGAGAUCAUGUUGAGAUUAAGAAGAUGAUUGCUGGAUCGCAGUUCUGUGAAAGGUGGAUGGCAAGGCAUAAUAAACAUGAGAUACGAUGUGGUGAUGUCAAAGUCUGUGUUGAUAUAAGUGAUCGGACAUGUGGCUGCAAGAAAUGGCAGAUGACUGGUAUACCAUGUGUUCAUGCAGUAUCUGUCAUCAUAGGAAAGAAAGAGAAGGUGGAAGACUAUGUUGUUGAGUGGUACAUAACUAGAAUGUGGCAGUUAACUUAUGCUGAUGGUAUUGCGCCUGUUCAAGGCAAGCGUUUGUGGCCAAGAGUGAAUAGCCUAGGAGUGUUGCCACCUCCAUGGCGAAGGGGCAAUCCUGGGCGGCCAAGUAAUCAUGCUAGGAGGAAAUCACAGUUUGAGUCUGCUACCAAGUUAUCACGCAUGAAUCGAGUCAUGACAUGUUCUAAUUGGAAGCAAGAAUGA